AUGUCUGCUACCGCAAAACCAAACUUUGAUGCCCCUGCUACCAAGGUGCUAAGCCCUUCAGCCCUAGCUCAUGUGGUCCUGCGAACAUCCAAUCUUAAGAACAUGGUUGAUUUCUAUACCAGCUUCCUAGGUGGCACAGUCACAUAUGGUAACAACGCAGUUACAUUCAUCACCUACGAUGAAGAACAUCACAGAAUUGCACUUCUUGGGAUUCCCGGCACGGAGCCGAAUAAUCCCAGAACCUGUGGCUUAGAGCAUAUCGCCUUAUCCUUUAAGUCCUUGAAUGACUUGCUCCUGGCCUACCGGCACCGAAAGGAGCAGGGCAUCAAGCCGGUCUGGUGCGUCAACCAUGGCCCGACAACCAGCAUCUACUACGAGGACCUCGACGGCAAUAUGAUUGAGACGCAAGUCGAUAAUUUUGACAGCGUGGAAGAGGCCACGAACUUCAUGAUGAGCGAUAAUUUCGCGGAGAAUCCGAUAGGCACAGAUUUUGACGCCGAGGAGAUGAUCUUGGCGUUACAAGCGGGGACUAAAGAGAGUACUCUUAAGACGCGCAUCGAGAUCGGGCCAAGGCCAAUGCUAGAUCUAGCGAGCAUGUGA
This is a messenger RNA of Clonostachys rhizophaga, 600 nucleotides long. NCBI's taxonomy places the organism in Eukaryota, Fungi, Ascomycota, Sordariomycetes, Hypocreales, Bionectriaceae. The record is from the annotation of a GenBank genome assembly.